Messenger RNA from Prionailurus viverrinus (fishing cat), 2091 nucleotides. Its product is annotated as gap junction alpha-1 protein-like. The transcript has 2 exons. NCBI's taxonomy places the organism in Eukaryota, Metazoa, Chordata, Mammalia, Carnivora, Felidae. Gene Ontology annotation, cellular component: connexin complex. Gene Ontology annotation, biological process: cell communication. The coding region runs from base 209 to 1108 and encodes 299 amino acids. The record is from RefSeq and is a predicted model, not a curated record.
ACCUCGUGAAGUCCUGGAGGGUAAAGCCAAAAGAUUGUGGAGGGCUCUCGCUGGAUUGGGUCCGUUGGAGUUCUUACUUGCAAACCUUUGUUGAAAUUACCGUUUAAGUUUUCUCCCCAGUUUUCUCUAGCACCUUCUGCUCCAGGAGCACAGUCACUUGGUGUGCCUACUUCACUUCUUUUAAGCGAAAGAACAGCGGACAGGCAGCAUGAGUGACUGGGGUUCCUUAGGCCAGCUCCUCGGCAAGGUUCAAACCUACUCCAACCCUGGAGGGAAGGUAUGGCUCUCCAUCCUUUUCGUAUUCCGAAUCCUGCUCCUGGGGACAGCAGUUGAGUCAGCCUGGGAUGAUGAGCAGUUUGCCUUUCGUUGUAAUACUCGGCAGCCUGGUUGUGAAAACGUCUGCUACGAUAAGUCCUUCCCGAUCUCUCAUGUGCGCUUCUGGGUGCUGCAGAUCAUAUUUGUGUCUGUCCCCUCACUUUUGUACCUAGUGCAUGUAUUCUACUUGCUGCGCAAGGAAAAUAAUUCGAAAAAGAAAGGGGAGGAACUCACAGUUGCUCAAACCAAUGAUGUCAACAUGGAGGAAAUCAGAAUCGAAAUCAAGAAGUUCAAGUUCAGCGCUGAAGAACACUAUAAGGUGAAAAUGAGAAGGGACUUGCUGCGAAUCUAUACCGUCAGCAUCUUCUUCAAGUCUCUUCUCGAGGUGGCCUUCCUGCUGAUCCAGUGGUACAUCUAUGGAUUCAGUCUAAACGCGGUUUACACUUGCAAACGAGACCCCUGCCCGCAUCAAGUGGACUGCUUCCUUUCUCGCCCCACAGAGAAAAAUAUCUUCAUUCUCUUCAUGCUAGUGGUGUCCUUGGUGUCUCUUGCUUUGAACAUCAUCGAGCUAUUCUCUGUCUUCGUCAAGAGCAUUAAGGACCGCGUGAAGGAUUCAGAGAGUGAGUCUUACUAUGUUAUAUCUGGUCUGCUGCGUCCCUCCAAAGACAGUUCAUCAGUUGUUGCUCUCUCUGACAUGUCCGUUCCCAGGAACAAGCUUGUUCCCGGAAACGCAAACAGUUCUUCCUGCCUCAGUUACAGCAAACAAGGAAAUGAGCAAAACCGUGCUAAAUAGAGUGCAUAGCAAGGUUUAAUGGGGCAGGCAAGAAGCACCGCCUCUCCACUCGCUCACACAGCCUUUUAAUUUCCCUGAUGAUAAGCAGAUUCUGAGGGAAAAAAACCAAAAACCCUAGCUACUGGGCAGUAGCCAUUGUAGACAGCAGCCAUUCUGCAAAGCCAGCAGUCAUGCCAGCAGCAGCCUUGAUGACCUAGAGAUCUAGACACAUGCUUGAAAGCAUUAUGAUUUUGCUCAAUUGUUAAAGUAAAAGGAAGGUACAAUGGAGAGUGUACUUUUGUUCCAGUGGAAGUUGUACUGAACACUGUCAGUCACAAGGCUUAGUGGACAUAAAGGGUUCUUUUGGAGUAUCUGGGAUAGGAGGGGAGAGACGGGGAAGGAUUAAUUAAUCAGAGGAACAUCUUGGUAUUUAAAAUGGUUGACUCGAAGAAUUUACAUUUUAAAUAAAGUCUCCAUCAGGUGGUACAUCAGUAAAGACUUUCUCUACCAUAUUCCCCAAGAAUGGUUCAGUGUAUAUGAAGGAGUGAUAGAUAUUUGUGAUGUGUUGGUACAAACAGACACAGUAUAAACUCAUGAACAUGGAUUAUUAAAAUAAUGCAGUGUUCAAAUUUGAGCCUUUGUCACAGAUUUUGUGGUAUGGGCCAUAUGAUGUUUACAUUACAUAAUUCCUACUGUGAAAGUGAAGCACUCCUCCCUCCCCCACUCAGAUGCCCCCCUUCAGCCACUUUAUUCUAUUAGGGACACUGGUUCUGUUCAUUACGAUUUUUUUCUUUUGUAGAAAGAUGUCGGGAAUAAUGUCCUUUUUCUGAAAUGUAAUCAUUGAUACUUGAAUGAUACACUUUUAGUUCUGUGAAGAGCAGUCAUUAAUGUGAGAAACUUAAAAGGAACGAAUAGAGCUGAACUAUUAAAUGUUCUUACACGAAUUUUGCAGUAACUGAUAGUUCUUGGCUUUGUUCUACUUAAUAAACCUUACAUAACAAGCA